Molecule: messenger RNA, 3267 nt
Organism: Ficedula albicollis (Collared flycatcher)
Lineage: Eukaryota; Metazoa; Chordata; Aves; Passeriformes; Muscicapidae
Product: lamin-L(III)-like
Exons: 11
Coding region: 1-1743 (580 amino acids)
Source: RefSeq, a predicted model, not a curated record
AUGGCCACGGCGCUGCCCCCCACGCCGGCCGGCGGGAGCCGCUCCGCCGAGUCCCCGCUGAGCCCGGCGCGGCUGAGCCGGCUGCAGGAGAAGGAGGAGCUGCGGCAGCUCAAUGACCGCCUGGCCGUCUACAUCGAGCGGGUGCGGGCGCUGGAGGCCGACAAGUCGGCGCUGCAGCAGCGGCUGAGCGAGCACCAGGCGGGCAGUGACCGGGAGCUGGGCUGCCUGCGGCUCCGCUACGAGGCGGAGCUGGCCGACGCCCGCCGGGCGCUGGACGACAUCGCCAUCGAGCGGGCCACGCUGCAGGUGGAGCUGGGCAAGAUUGGCGAGGAGCACCGCCAACUGCAUGUCAGGAAUUCCAAAAAAGAAAGUGAUUUAAACCUGGCCCAGGCUCGUGUGAGAGACCUUGAUGCCCAGCUAAAUGCGAAGGAAGCUGAUUUAGCAACAGCCCUGAAUGAGAACCGGACUCUGGAGACUGAGCUCCGUGAAUUAAAGGAUCAAGUACUCAGUCUGAAUCUGUCACUGGAGGAUACUAAAAAGCAUCUUCACAGUGAAAUGUUGAGGAGGGUGGACCUAGAAAACCAUAUGAAAACUUUGCAGGAAGAAAUGACAUUCCAGAAGCGCCUUCAUGAAGACGAGCUCAAGGAGACAAAAAGAGUCCAUGAGAGCAGGAUAGCAGAAGUAGAAUCUGGCCGUCAAAGAGAAUUUGAGAGUAAGCUCUCAGAUGCUCUGCAGGGGCUCAGAAAACAGCACGAAGAACAAAUUCAAGGUUACAAAGAAGAGAUGGAGCGAACAUUCAAUGCGAAGGUGGAGAAUGCCCAGCUAACUGCAGCAAGAAACAGUGAAUUUGCCAAUGCUGCUCGGGAGGAGCUGAUGGAAACACAGAAGAGAGUUGAUACCCUGGUAUCUCAAGUUAAUCAAUAUCAAAGCCAGAAUGCUGCUUUGGAGAGCAGAAUAAAGGAGCUACAGAAUUUGCUGGAUUAUGAUCGUGAUCUCCAUCGAAGGCGUAUGGCUGAAAAGGAGGAAGAAAUGGCACAAGCUCAGAAGCAGGCACAAAUACAGCUGGAAGAGUAUGCACAUCUCUUGGAUGUGAAACUGGCUCUGGAUUUGGAAAUAAAUGCGUACAGAAAGAUGUUGGAAGGAGAGGAACAGAGGUUAAAGCUGUCACCCAGUCCAUCUUCACACAGCACAGCAACUCAAGCAGCAAGUCAGGGCCGAAGAUUCCUGCAUGGGAAGAAAAGAAAAAUCAAAGAAACCAAAAAGAGGGAGCAUAGUGCUGCAUUUAAGACUGUUCAGCAUGUUUCAGCUUCUGGAAAUAUAUCUAUUGAAGAGAUCGAUGCAGAUGGGAAAUUUGUCAGGCUUAAAAACCACUCUGAUGAGGAUCAACCUCUGCAUGGCUGGGUGUUGAGACGACGUAUUGGAAGUGUGGCAGAUGUUAAUUACAAGUUUCCUUCACGGUUCACUCUUCAGGCAGGCCAAGAAGUUACAAUCUGGGGUGCAGCUGCUGGUGUAAGCCCAGGUCCUAGUGAUCUGGUCUGGAAGUCUCAGAAGUCUUGGGGAACUGGGGAUAAUAUUGGUGUUACACUCAUCACAGAUGAUGGUGAGGAACUCGCAGAGAGGAAGAUAAUACUUGUACCCAGAGGAGAAGAAAGUGAGCAAGAUGAUGAUUAUGAAGAAAUAACUGGAAGUGAAGCAGAGUUUCCAUCUCAGCAAAAUGAAGAUCCCAGCUGUUCUGUCAUGUAAUGCAGACAAUCACCUGAAAACACAUCUCAGUCCCAGGUGACAUAGACUGUGUGUUGGUAUCUUCACUAAUAUCUGGACUUGGAAAUUCACAUAUUCCAUCUGAUGUCUUUGUGAGAAGCAUUGUCCAUAACAUGAUGGAAUUUCCUGCCUUCUGAUACUGGACCCUGGCCUUGGAUUCACUGAUACAAAGAGCAGAAUACAAGCUCCAUGUGAAGUUAUUUUUACUUUUACACAAGGAUCUGGUUUCUGUGAUCUGCUGGAAUAGGGAAGGGUACAGAGUUUACAAAGCUUCUAAACAUGUGCCCUAGAAGGAUGUUAAAUACUUGACAAUGAACAUGAGUCUGCCUCAGCUUUCUCAGUAUUCUGAUAUGGUGUUCUCCAAAGGUAAUUUCUCUUUCCAGCCUGAGUGGGAAAUAUGGGAUUGAUCACACCCUUGCACCUUGAGCAGGUCUGAAGUAAAACAUGUCCUGAAGAGUGAUGAGUGUCUGAAAUGUUUCCUGCUCAGAUCCUGAUGCAGAAAUACAUGAAAGUGGUCUGGAUCACUUCCUAUAGUGAAUCAUUUUAGAAUUAAAAGCAAGUUGUAAAAAAUAUUCCUGCCUGUUACUAAAUGUACUGUUUCUAUAGUCUAGCACCUGGAAGUCCCUGUUUCAGUGUUGUAUAUUCUUAGAUACAGUGUAUCACAGCAGAGCUGUGCCUGCCUUAACUGGGAAAAAUGUAUCCUGGAAAUGUGAAAAAGCAUCUCAUUCUGACAGAGCAGGUACUGUGACCAGUGCUGCUGGCACUGUUUAAUUGCUCCCAACAGCUUCCUAAGGGGCUAGAGAGAAAAAUAUGCUAAGUCAAAAAUCAAAACUAGAAAGCCCCAACUGUAGUAAAAAACACAUCAAACUUACUGCUCUUGAGCCCUUAUGUGCUAAAUCUCCAUGCAGGCUGCAGCUGUGUGUGUCUAAUGGGACAGCUAGGGGAAAACUGGUUAUGUGCAGUGUGCAGCUCCCUGUCACUCUGGUAGCUCAGUGCUCCAUGGCAAACCUGUCCUGUAACCCUCAGGAGGGGACAGUCAGCCUCGGGGGCACUGCAGUCACUGUCUCUCCACCAAACUGCUGCCCUGGGGGGAAAGGAAGGGCUUUGAGCCACGUGAAGUAAACUUCCACCUGAGAGCAGGAGGGGAGGGAAGCAGCUGAGCCUGCAGGUUUCUCUCAAUGCUGGAACAGUGUUUUGACUGUCUUUUAACUUGCCAAAGUGUUCAGUUCCAAAUUCAAGACCUGCUUUGUGUUAGGAUGCAGGUGUUAAGGUGAGGUUUUCCUUAUGCUAGCUUAAACUCUUACAUUAUUUAAAAAUUAAAAUUUUGAGACAUCAAGAGUAGGUGCUAGUUUAAGACUUGGAUUGUAGCAGAUCCAAAUUCUUGUUCCACCUCAAACAAUAGAAAUAGUUGCUGCUCUAACUUUGCUGUAUUUAUCUUCAUUUCUUAAAACUUUUUUAACUGUUACAGAUAUUUUUCAUGUAUAUAAAAGCACUCUUGGAUUUAAA